This is a messenger RNA of Belonocnema kinseyi, 987 nucleotides long. RefSeq lists its product as uncharacterized. The record is from RefSeq and is a predicted model, not a curated record. The coding region runs from base 1 to 987 and encodes 328 amino acids. The transcript has 4 exons. Lineage: Eukaryota; Metazoa; Arthropoda; Insecta; Hymenoptera; Cynipidae.
AUGCGGGACCACAUAGCGCCAAAUCACAUUGCUACAUCAUCAUUGUCAGAGAAUAUCAAUGGGUGUCCAGAAUAUCUCGAGGACCGAACCCGGCCUGCUCCUCAAGAGAACGUAGUUAUUCAAUCCCUAAACCAAUUGGAUGUUCAAAAAUUGAAGGAGACUUACGAAUUUCCUAGAAGAGAGCAAUGUCGUGGAAAAAAUGCAACUUCUUCCGGAGUUAGCAAAGCCUGCGGUGAAUGUGAGGAUUACUCUUCUUUGCAAAAGGAUGAUGGAAAUCUUUCAAAAUGCUAUCAAGAUAAGAUGAAGAGGCGAAACUUAGGGAAUGGUCAUUCUAGUAAUUCUGGAAGAAGAUCGCGCCAGGAGUCAAUUUACGACAACGUGGAGAAGAACACCGAUAAAUUUUCGAGUAGCGGAAGCAAAAUGGGUCAAUGUACUUCAUCCCCAUGCUCCGAGUACCGACAUCAGGACCAGAGAGAACGCUCGAGGAAGUUUCAAACUACCUCAGAAUUACGAAGGUCAACUCCCAAACCUGCUUCCCUGGAAAAAGACGAACUUUCUUAUUGUUUCUAUUGCUGUAACAAAGCGAACAAUAUCAGAACCGAGCAAGAUUUGUCUAAAUUUAAUCAAAAAUGUUCAAACGUUUAUUCCGAGGGAUUUGUAGGCGGAAAAUUCAAUCCAAAUGAUUGCCUUAAAGAAAAAGGUGAAAAUAAUUUUUGUGUAACUUUCAAUCUUUCUUCGUCCGAUUCCUUGAACAAUAAUGUUGAUAAUGUUUGUGAAGAAGAAAAUUUGGAAAUAGAUCAAUUAAACAAAUCACCUCGGGUUCUUUGCCUUGAGGAACUAAAUGAUCGAAUAGUGGAAGCUCUAAAUGAGAUGUUUGUGAGCAUUUGUCCAUUUGAUAUUGCUUGUAUUCCUUCUUAUUGUACAUACGAAACAUGUAAAUCUACAAUAGUUGAUGAUUUUAUUCAAAAGGGUGAUUACAUUCUUUAA